CAACACCAAGCAAGACACACUCGACUGAAAAUCGUCAAAAACACGCACACGCAGAGGAAGGACUUUGCGGACUGCACGUUGCAUGCUGCUGUGGGCUGCUGCUGUGCGAGUUGUGAUCGACUGCGACGACAAGGCACGUGUUACGGGUGCAGAGCCAGAGGCAGAGUCAAGCACGAUGUCAAGCGGGAGGGUGCAGCUGAGCGACUUGAACGACUUCAUCACGCCGGGGCAGGCAUGCAUCAAGCCGGUCGAGGUUCAGCGCGAAGAAGGAAAGCCUGCCAAGAUUGCCAUUGAACCGGAUGGCAGCUACAUGCAGCUCAAAGAGGAUGGCACGAAAGUGAAGCUGGAGAAGGCCAAGAUCACCCUCAAUGACUGUCUCGCGUGCAGCGGCUGCGUCACGUCCGCAGAGAGUGUCCUGAUUGAGAAGCAGAACCACAAGGAGCUGGAGAAUGCAGUACAGAACAAGAAGGAGGGCUCGCUGGUGUGCGUGUGCAUUUCCCAGCAGAGCUACGCCUCCUUGGCUGUUCGGUUUGACAUUUCUGCUGUGGAGGCAUGUCAGCGGCUGGUCACCUUCUUCAAGUCCAUUGGCGUGGAUUACGUCUUUGAUGUCACUGUUGGUCGCUCCAUUGCACUCCGCGAAAGUGCGCGUGAGCUUGUUUCGCGCGUGCGGAAUCCCAUGGAAGGUUCUCCUGUGCCCGUGUUGGCGUCGUCCUGCCCCGGUUGGAUCUGCUACGCAGAGAAGACGCACCCAGAGGCUCUGCCUUUCAUCAGCAAAGUCAAGUCUCCACAGCAGAUUAUGGGGGCGCUCGUAAAGUACCACUUUGCACCCCAGCUCGGCGUCAAGCCACAGGAUGUGUUCAUGGUCGCUGUGAUGCCGUGCUUUGACAAGAAGCUCGAAGCGUCUCGGCAGGACUUUUAUUCCGACAUUUAUCGCACGCGUGACGUUGAUUGCGUCAUCGUCUCACAUGAGGUGGAAACGAUGUUGGAGGAACGAAAGCUGCGACUGAACGACGUUGAAAUGGGACAGCUCGACAGUGUACUUCGACCAGGCCAUUUCGAUCAAGUUGUUGGACACGUUGGCAGCGGCUCUGGCGGCUAUCUGCACCACGUGCUGCUGUACGCGGCGCGUGAGCUGCAUGGCGUGGAGAUGAGCGAAGUGGAGAUGGUCUCACGAAGGGGCGAGGACUACAAAGACACGCAGGUUUGCGUUGACGGCAAACCCGUUCUGAAGAUGGCCACGGCGUACGGCUUCCGCAACAUCCAGAACAUCAUCCGCAGGGUGAAGCGCAACAAGUGUCCGUAUCAAUACGUUGAGAUCAUGGCGUGUCCAAAAGGAUGUGUCAACGGUGGUGGACAGAUUCGCCACGCCGACCCAACCAUGAAGGACGUCACGCCCACGCUCGUGGCUCGUCAGUACCACGCUGUUCCGGCAAAGAAUGCGUGGGACGAUGAGCGCGUGGCCACUCUUCUCGAUGCACUUGAUGCUGAACGAGAACAACAGAAGCAGAAGCAAGGGCCUGAACAGCAGAAACAAGUGCGGGAACAGGAGCAGGGGGAGGAUAGUGUGGCGGCGGACGCAGUUGUGUUGCUGCCCUCCAAUGAGCAGCUUUUCUUCACCAAGUACCACCGCGUCGAGGCAACCAUCAUGCCCCAGUUUGAGGCGUGGUAGAUGCUCUGUGUGUGUGUGUGUCACGUUUGCUGGAGCGUGCGCUUAUGUGUGCGUGCGUGCGUGUGUGCAUGCGUGCGUAUGCUUGUCUAUUUGUUCGUGUUAGCUUUCGCUCUCAGCUCGUGUUGGACAGAUCGCUUAUCAGUAGUACAUUACAACAACAGAGACACCCAAA
Molecule: messenger RNA, 1841 nt
Organism: Salpingoeca rosetta
Lineage: Eukaryota; Choanoflagellata; Craspedida; Salpingoecidae
Exons: 15
Coding region: 83-1669 (528 amino acids)
Biological process (GO): iron-sulfur cluster assembly
Cellular component (GO): cytosolic [4Fe-4S] assembly targeting complex
Molecular function (GO): 4 iron, 4 sulfur cluster binding
Source: RefSeq, a predicted model, not a curated record